GGCGCCGCCUACGCCCGUAGACGGGUGCUCUGCUAGCCAAGAAGGCCACAGCACGUCGGCAUUUCAUCAGUGCAGCUCGGGGAUUAGACCUUUGAGCAGCACUCACGCUGCAGCGGCACGCCAUCGCAGCGUCCAGCCAUCGCAGCGCGGCACAGACAUGGCCGACGACGCGACAGAACGACUCCUGAAAGAACAAGCAAGAGCCCACGGCCUCGACGCCUACGCGCCGGAGCCAGAAGGCGUCGCCCCAAAGACCAUCGCCUAUGCCAUACGCCAAGACGCUGAACGCGACGAGGCGGCGCUGCGCGGCUUCGCGGGGCUGCGGGGCGGCGCGAGCAGUAGCUUCGAGAUCGGGGCGCAGUGGAGCGCUGCACCCGCGCCGCCCGCACCCGCGCCGAUAGGCCUGGACCUGACGGCGUUCGACUCAGUGGAGGCGCUCGCGGCCGAGGGCCUCGACGCGCUCAAGGCGGAGCUGACGCGGCGCGGCGCCAAGGCCGGCGGCACGGCGGACGAGCGCGCGGCGCGGCUCUGGCGCAUCCGUGGCCUCGCGCCCGGCGCGGCGCUGCCGGCCGACCUGCGGGCGAAGCAGAAGCGCCCGAAGCCUCCAAAGCCGCCGACGGAGGAGGAGCCCCAGCGCGCGCGCCGCGGCCCCGCCGCGCCCCCCAAACCGCCGAAGCGACGGAAAAAACAACCACCACAGGGCCACCUCAUCGCCACGUCGACCUUCUCGAAGAAGGAAAGAGGCAUCCUGGACUUCGCGGGGACGAGUAGUAGACGAUAA
Molecule: messenger RNA, 781 nt
Organism: Pelagomonas calceolata
Lineage: Eukaryota; Pelagophyceae; Pelagomonadales; Pelagomonadaceae
Source: the annotation of a GenBank genome assembly